Molecule: messenger RNA, 681 nt
Organism: Pararge aegeria (speckled wood butterfly)
Lineage: Eukaryota; Metazoa; Arthropoda; Insecta; Lepidoptera; Nymphalidae
Exons: 3
Coding region: 167-517 (116 amino acids)
Source: RefSeq, a predicted model, not a curated record
GGACGAAACAAAACGACACCGCCCGCCCGUCCGUCAGUAUACUUUCAGUCUCCACUAUAGCAACUUCUCAGACAAUAUUCUAUUUUCAAAUUGAACGAAAUUCUUUCUGGAAUUUACCAUUUGUGUUGUGAAACCUUGAAGUUAACCAGAAAAUCUACAGUCCAAAAUGUCUGAAAACAAUACUCUCCAAGCUGGCCAGCUGCUGGUUAAGAAGACUAUGGAUGAGAUGAUCCAAACCAGAGAAGUUAAGCAAAACAUAUCAAUUCAGGCUAGACAAGAGUUCCGCGAACAGUACCAAGAGAGUUACGAAGAGGAAAUGGAGGAAGAAACCUUUAUUGAUGAACACGGAAAUGAAACCACAAAGAGACUUGAAACUAGCAGUGAAAGCAAAGAACAUUCUAGAAGCGCGGAUGUUAGGGUCAAGGCCAGUGGAUUGAACGCCGAACAGAUGAAAGCCCUUACAGACUGCGCGAACCAGGCGGGCCAGCUGGCGCUCGAUUCAAAGCCUGCCAACUAAUUGUAAAAUGUGUCGUUUGAAAGUGCGCGAGGUGGUCUCGAAAAGUGAUAAAGACUGUGUCCAGUGUUCCUUAUUGUUUAUGUUAUAUUUAAGUUUAAAUUUGUAAUACACGAAAUAAAUAUAUUGAAAUGAAAGAUGAUCUAUUAAAGUAUUUUGUGCUUGUG